AUGGGCGAGGCUGUCAUGGACACGUUUACCUUUGCGAGUGCGUCAGAGGUCAAGACCAGUGUCAGCAUCAAGGUAGGCCGUCUCGAAGGCUAUGAGAAAGCCUUGGCCUACUCGACUCUGCUUCGCCAGCCCGAACUGCGCCACCGGGGAUCCAACCUGAGUCCGACAUCUGAGCUCUACGUUACUGCUCAAGUCUUCGCCGACAGCAAACCCUUGACCGUCCACGCUCAAACCCCAUACAAGACCUUCAAGAACGCACGUGCCUGGAACGAGUGGCUACAUCUGCCUAUUGACUACGCUCUCCUCCCGCUCAAUGCUCAGCUCGCAAUCACUGUCUGGGACCUAUCGCCGGCUGGCAAUCACGGUGCAAGAGGCCAUCACAUCCCCUUCGGCGGUGCCACCAUCUCACUCUUCGACGAACAUGGCACCUUGAGGAAAGGCAGGCAGAAGUGCCGUCUCUGGAGGCACAAGCAGGCUGACGCCUUUUCCGACUCGACCACUCCAUGCGCCCCCUCUACCAAGCGUCGUCGCCAUAGCCAGGACAACCAACAACUCUUUGCUGACGACAAGCACAGCCAGAGGGCUGCUGAGCUCGAAAGACUACAAGGUCUACUGAAGAAGCAUGAGAUGGGUGAACUCUCCGAGCACAAAUGGCUGGAUCAAAUGGUCUUUCGCCAGAUUGAGCGAAUGGAGCGAGCAAACAUUCGCGACGACAACAAGAUACACGCUCAGCCCACCACCAAUGGCCAUUCACAAGAAGACGCUUCAAUCUUCUACCUCUACAUUGAGUUUCCCCGCUUUGAUCAUCCUGUUGUCUUCACCGACCACGAAUAUCCUCCUCCUCCCGUCUCGAGCGCUCGCCUGCGCACCGCUCCAGGUUCAGAUGUUCGUCUCAAACCUCCGCCCGAGAUUCAUGUUGGCCCUGGCAUCGAUCCGAAAAAUCCUGGUUACGGCGACUCGCAUGCCCCCCAUCUGAUUCGCAUCUACGACCCGGAAGUUGGUUUCUACGACAAUCCUGCUGAGAUCAAGCACCGAAGUCUGGUGCGAAACCAACGCAUCGGCAUGCUUGAUCGACAUCUCAAGCCCAACCCGAAGACCAGAGAUCAACUCAAUCACAUCUUGUCAUACGGACCUACCACCGACUUGAGUGCAGAAGAGAGGGACAAGGUCUUCAAAUUCAGACACUAUCUCACUCGUGACAAACGUGCUCUCACCAAGCUGAUCAAGUCGACUUCUUGGAAUGACUCAAACGAGGUCCGUCAAGUCAUCCAACUACUCCCUAAGUGGGAAGAGAUUGACAUUGACGAUGCCCUUGAACUGCUCGGCCCAUCUUUCGACAACAAGGAAGUCCGCGCAUAUGCUGUCGAUCGCUUACGUAAGGCUGGGGACGAAGAGCUGCUUCUGUAUCUGCUACAACUCGUCCAGGCUUUGAAGUUCGAACCCGAAGUCAAGUCAAAUGCGAACUUCGAUCAAUACGACUCAUCCCUGGCCAGCUUCCUCGUAGCUCGCUCAGCCGCAAACAUCUUUCUUGGCAAUUACCUACAUUGGUACCUCAUGGUCGAAUUGGACGAAAGCUCAAAUGACGCCCAAGCAGCCACUUUCAAAAAGCUUUAUGCUCGUGUGUCAUACGACUUCAUGCAAGAGCUUGAGAAGACACCUGAAGGUCAAGCGCGUCGCAAGACUCUGCUGCGUCAAGGUGAAUUUGUCACUGUUCUUUCUCAAUUUUGCGAAGAUGCCCGGAGCAAGAAUAUUGAUCGUAUACGCAAGGUCGAGAAGCUCAAGAAAGCUCUCGUGGACCCAAAGAACGAUCUCGUCAAAAUUGAUCCACCUCUUCCUCUUCCUCUCGAUCCUAACGUAGAGAUUGUAGGUGCCGUGCCGGACAAUGUCAAUGUCUUCAAAUCAACGUUGUCACCGCUGUUACUCCAUUUCAGAACCACCAAAGGAGACAUCUAUCCUUUGAUCUUCAAGGUCGGCGAUAAUCUGCGUCAAGAUCAACUUGUCAUCCAGAUCAUCACUCUGAUGGAUCAGCUACUGUUGAAAGAAAAUCUCAAUCUUCAACUGUCACCAUAUCGCAUCCUAGCGACUGGUGCGCUGUCUGGCGCCGUUCAAUUCGUUUCGUCCAGUCCCCUCUCCACAAUUCUUGGAAAUGCCAAAUACAACAACUCGAUCCUUGGCUACCUCCGUGAACACAAUCCAGAUGGAGCAGCUCCCAUGGGCGUCCGCAAAGAGGUGAUGGAUACCUACGUCAAGUCUUUGGCUGGCUACUGUGUUAUAACAUAUUUAUUGGGUGUUGGCGAUCGUCAUAUGGACAAUUUGCUUCUUGCGUCAGAUGGCCACUUCUUCCAUGCCGACUUUGGCUACAUCUUGGGCCGUGAUCCCAAGCCUUUAGCGCCUAGUAUGAGACUCAGUGUCGAGAUGAUUGAUGGUCUGGGCGGUAGUCCCGACCGAAAUCCAAGCAAUCCCGACAGUCGAUUCGACGAGUUCAAGCAGUACUGCUUUACUGCCUUUACCACACUACGUCGCUCGUCAAAUCUUAUACUCAACUUGUUCGCACUCAUGCAGGACGCGAAUAUCCCUGAUAUCAAGCUUGCUGGUGAUCAGGCGGUCAAGAAGGUCGAAGAGAGGUUCUGUCUGCAGCUCAGCGAAGAGGAAGCCAUCACAUUCUUUGACAACCUCAUCAGCAGGUCGUUCGAGGCAUGGGGCCCCGUGCUCAUCGAUGGUAUUCACGACUUUAUGCAGCGUAUAAAAGCGUAG
Aureobasidium namibiae CBS 147.97 is the source of this 2754-nucleotide messenger RNA. RefSeq names its product putative phosphoinositide 3-kinase. The transcript has 3 exons. Bases 1 to 2754 code for a protein of 917 amino acids. NCBI's taxonomy places the organism in Eukaryota, Fungi, Ascomycota, Dothideomycetes, Dothideales, Saccotheciaceae. Gene Ontology annotation, biological process: phosphatidylinositol-mediated signaling; autophagy of peroxisome; phosphatidylinositol-3-phosphate biosynthetic process. Gene Ontology annotation, molecular function: 1-phosphatidylinositol-3-kinase activity. The record is from RefSeq and is a predicted model, not a curated record. Gene Ontology annotation, cellular component: endosome; phosphatidylinositol 3-kinase complex, class III, type I; phosphatidylinositol 3-kinase complex, class III, type II.